Cynara cardunculus var. scolymus (artichoke) is the source of this 1933-nucleotide messenger RNA. RefSeq names its product calcium-dependent protein kinase 26-like. The record is from RefSeq and is a predicted model, not a curated record. Gene Ontology annotation, biological process: protein autophosphorylation; peptidyl-serine phosphorylation; intracellular signal transduction. The transcript is spliced from 7 exons. The coding region runs from base 1 to 1824 and encodes 607 amino acids. Gene Ontology annotation, molecular function: calcium ion binding; calmodulin binding; calcium/calmodulin-dependent protein kinase activity. Gene Ontology annotation, cellular component: nucleus; cytoplasm. NCBI's taxonomy places the organism in Eukaryota, Viridiplantae, Streptophyta, Magnoliopsida, Asterales, Asteraceae.
AUGGGAAAUGUAUGUGUAGGAUCAUCAUGUUACUCAAAAGAUGGAUUCUUUCAAUCAAUGUCACAUCCAUACUGGUGGUCUCGAUCACCCGAUUUGAUAUAUUACAAGAAUGGUGAAUUUAGCGAACAACCUCCAUCGAUAGACAAAGAUCCUAAAGCUCCUGCACCAAUUCAAAAGACACCUCCACGAUUGGUGAUCAUCGCCAAAAAUGAGACUAAACCAUCUCAGCCCAUGGCUUCUAAUCAAGAACCAAAUGAAGGUGCGAAAAGACAAUCCGAAAAGGUUGUGACAGUGAAGCAACAGACCAAAUCAUCACAGCCAAAAGUGACAUCUAAUGUUAAAAAGCCCAAUAACAUGAAGAGAAUUAAAAGUGCAGGGCUACAAGUUGAUAAAGUGUUGAAAACCAAAACUGGGCAUUUGAAAGAGUUCUAUAAUUUGGGUCAGAAAUUAGGACAUGGUCAAUUUGGUACAACUUUUCUUUGUAUAGAGAAGACUACAGGCAAAGAGUUUGCCUGCAAAUCAAUAGCUAAGCGGAAGUUGCUAACCGAUGAAGAUCUGGAGGAUGUCAGAAGGGAAAUUGAAAUUAUGCAUCAUUUAUCUGGACACCCGAAUGUGGUUUCGAUUCAAGGGGCUUAUGAAGACUCUGUGGCAGUUCAUUUGGUGAUGGAACUUUGUGCUGGUGGUGAACUGUUCGAUAGGAUUACAAAAAAAGGGCAUUAUUCUGAAAGAAAGGCAGCUGAUCUUGCUAGAACUAUUGUUGGUGUGAUUGAGGCUUGUCAUUCUUUAGGAGUGAUGCAUCGUGAUCUUAAACCUGAGAACUUUCUUUUUGUUGAUGAACAUGAAGAUUCGCCUCUUAAGACCAUAGAUUUUGGGCUCUCAGUUUUCUUUAAGCCAGGGGAAACUUUUAUCGAUGUGGUUGGAAGUCCUUACUAUGUUGCACCUGAAGUUUUGCUAAAACAUUAUGGUCCAGAAGCAGAUAUCUGGAGUGCUGGUGUGAUCCUUUACAUUCUUCUUUGUGGGGUGCCUCCAUUUUGGGGAGAAUCCGAGAAUGACAUAUUUGAAGAGGUUUUGCGGGGUAAACUUGACUUCUCCUCGGAUCCAUGGCCUAGUAUCUCUGAAAGUGCUAAAGAUUUGGUUCGGAAAAUGCUCGUUAGAGACCCCAAAAGGCGGAUAACGGCUCAUGGAGUUCUUUGCCACCCGUGGAUCAGCGAAGAUGGUGUUGCUCCAGACAAGCCUCUCGAUUCUGCCGUCUUGAGUCGCUUAACUCAGUUUCUUGCCAUGAACAAGCUCAAGAAAAUGGCUCUUAGGCUCAUCGCAUCAAAACUCUCAGAGGAAGAAAUUGCCGGCUUAAAACAAAUGUUCAAGAUAAUAGAUACAGACAAUAGUGGUUAUAUUACUUUCGAAGAACUUAAGGCUGGAGUCAAGUGUUUCGGUUCUAAUCUCAAAGAAUCUGAGAUUUAUGAUCUAAUGCGAUCUGCGGAUAUCGAUAAUAAUGGCACAAUCGACUAUGAAGAAUUUGUAGCUGCAACGCUAGAUAUGAACAAAGUCAAUAGAGAAGAUCAUCUGUUUGCUGCUUUUUCCCAUUUCGACAAAGAUGACAGUGGUUAUAUCACCCUUGAUGAACUCCAACAAGCAUGCAAAGAGUUUGGAGUAGAUGAUGUUCAUUUAGAAGAAAUUAUCAAAGAAGCAGACCAAAAUAACGAUGGACGUAUAGACUAUAACGAGUUCGUUGCAAUGAUGCACGGUGGAAGUGGCGCUAAGAAGCAACCAAAGAAUGAUUUCAGCAUCGGGUUUCGGGAGCGGGUUCCGGUGCCGGUUUGUUGAUAUGAAAUUUUUUGUUGUUUGUUUUGUAUUCCAAGUGUCACACAACAAUUUGAAUGAUGCAUUUUGAAUUGUAGAAUGCACCAUGACUUUGCACACACAUAAAAUGAAA